GCGUUCUCCUCCUCCCCCUGCUGCUCCCAGGUAGGAGACCCCUUGUCUUACCACAGAGAGUCGUGGAUGAUGGAGAAGGACGAGAAGCUGCAGACGGUGCCCGUUCUCCACAUGCAGGGCAACGCUCUGGUCAGGCAGAAACAAUUCAGAGAGGCUGCCAGCAAGUACAAGGAAGCCGUCCUGCUGCUAAAAACAGUGCAGUCCAGGGAGAUGCCAGGUGAUGUAGACUACAUUAACUUGGGGCGAAUGAUUGUCCCCCUGGAGCUGAACUACUGCCAGUGUAUGUUGGAGCUGGAGGAGUACUACGAAGUCAUAGAGCACACGACGGAGCUGCUGGAGAAACACAAAGACUGCGUGAAGGGCUACUACAAGCGGGCCAAGGCUCACGCCGCCGUGUGGAACGAGAAGGAGGCCAGGAGAGACUUCAGUACGGUGGCCCAGUUGGACAUCUCUCUGGCUGCGCUGGUUCGCCGAGAGCUGAAGGAGCUGUCGGAGCGCAUGAAGGAGAAGUACUGGGAGGAGAAGGAGCAGUACUGGAACAUGCUGGAGAAAACGGAGGGCGCCAGUAAACAGGAGGAGGAAGAGCAACAAGAUGAAGAGGAGCAGAAAGAUGAAGGAGCAAAAAAGAAAGAAAGCGACAUUGAAAGUGGCAAAGCAGGAGAGAAAACCGGUUCAUCUGAGAUGAGACGUGUUGAAGAAGCAGAAUCUGGAGAAGAAGAGGUUCGGCCGUCUGAGGGAGCGAAGGAGGAAGAAAGCAGCCGUGCAGAGGAGCUGCAGGCCUGCGAAGAGAUGGAGGGGAAGGACUGGCAGCAGAUGUUACGGCUGGUCAUGUUUCUGCAGAACGAGGGAAACUUCCUCAUCAAAGAGCAACGCUUCCCAGACGCUUCCGCCAAGUUCAAGGAGGCUCUGGGAUACGUGGACUUCUUACAAAACAAGGUGGAUCAACACGGCGAGGACUGGGAGUCGCUGGAGAAAGUGCGCCUCCCGCUCAGCCUCAACCUGAGCCAGUGCAUGCUGGAGCUGAAACAAUACCAGGAGGUGGUGGAGCUGAACAGCCGGCUGCUGAAGACACACAGAGGUAACUUUAAAGCGACGCACCAGAGGGCGCGGGCGCACGCCGCUUUGUGCAACGAGGAUGAGGCUCGAAGAGACUUUGCCACGGUGGAGAAACUGGAUCCAAAGCUUAAACCCUUUGUCCAAAAGGAGCUGAAGAUAUUAGGGGAAAACAUCCGCAAAAUGCACGCCGGCCAGAAGAAGAAUUAUUGGGAAACCACAAAGGAGAAGUGGGGUCCAUUUGGAAGCAGGACCGAGGAUGCAGUAAGAAAGAAAAACACAAACUCUGUCAAGAAAGCCACAGAAAAAAACACUGAGAUGAACAAAAACACUGAAAGUCAUGAAGUUGAAGAGCAGGAGAGCCCAGCAGAACACCGUCCUGUUGAGACUGAAGGAGCGGGCGACACAGAAACAGAAACAGAUCCAGAUUUGAAAGCAGAGCGUCGUGAUAAAGAGCAAACGUGUGGGAGGACGAGUGAAUUGGGGUCAGAUAAAGAAAACCCAGCGAGGGUCGCGGCUCCUGAAGCAGAUAAUCACAAAACAGAUAAAGAUGGUGACCCUGCGUCCACCAGCUCAGAUAAUGUAGUGAGCAGGAGAUCGCGGCACGAUAAAGGCAAGAAGAAGAAGAAGGUCAAACGCCAAUCAAGAAACGCAGCAAAAAGAACAAAGUCAGGGACAGGAAAUGGAGACGGACCAAUAAACUGACGGCAGCCUGUAGAGUCAAAAUCAGAGGUAAAAAGCAAUUAUAUAACAGAGCUGGAAGUGGAAAAACAAAGUCAGGAAAUACUGAUUUUACCACUUUAAAGCCAAAUAUAGACACCUAAAUAAAAUGAAUAUAAACAGCAUGGCCUCAUUCUGAGUUCAGUUGUUUUAUUCAAUCCUCAAAGGGCUUAGAGAAAACACACGCACACAGACGAGCAGUUUGCCAAAUACAAAGUUUUAUUUCUGUACACAAAGAGUAGAAAGCAGCCAGUAACCCACUUAUUACAGUAAAAAGCCUCUCCUCAGAAAACCUCUCACACAGAUUAAAAACUCCCAGGACAAAGUGUUGGACGGCAGCAGGAAAUCAAAACCGUUAAACAAUGGACUUCAAGGUGAUUAAUGAGGUAUAUUAGUGGUGAGUUAAACUGAAGAAGCCUCAGUUCACCCGCGUGAAUCAGUGACUUUAUGUGAGCAGAAACCUGCUGCAUGUUAGACAACAUACAUGAAGGCUGAGCAAACAUGUUCAGACAUGAAUGAACAGCGAUGAUGAUGAUGAUGAUGAUGCAUGUGAGCUUGUUUUUGUUUCUGUCAUGCAACAUGGAGCGUUAGUCGGCACGUUUGUAGAGGUGAUACGGGUCAGAUAAAAAAUAAUCAUAAUUAUAAGUAAAAAUGCAGCAGAGCCUUGUGUUUUUUCUAAAGUGGGGAAAGAAACAUUAUGCGUCUGUGGCAUAAUGCAGCUGCAACGCUAAAACUACCUGGUAACGGUUACCUGGUGGUUUUGGUUUAGUUUAAAAUAUCCUGAAAUAAGACAAACUAACUUACAAUAACUUUUCUAAGCCAAUAAU
This is a messenger RNA of Poecilia latipinna (sailfin molly), 2600 nucleotides long. RefSeq names its product neurofilament medium polypeptide. The coding region runs from base 67 to 1758 and encodes 563 amino acids. The record is from RefSeq and is a predicted model, not a curated record. The transcript has 5 exons. Gene Ontology annotation, molecular function: protein binding. Lineage: Eukaryota; Metazoa; Chordata; Actinopteri; Cyprinodontiformes; Poeciliidae.